AUGGAUGAACAACAAAUCAGAUUGCUGCUGGCUGACGGGGUGUUGUUCAAAUCCUUGAAAGAGUCGCCAGAUCGAGAUUGCUGGGGAGGAAGCAAAAGGAAGAAGAACCUUCUGGUGGUCAAGAUGUCGUCCCCGUGGUUGGCCUUUUGUGCGGCGGUGCUGCUCGCCGUGGGCGCCUCUUCGACGGUUGUCAGGGCAUCGUACCCGCCGUCGUCGUCUCUGAAGGUCGGGUUCUAUAAGCACUCCUGCCCGCAGGCCGAGAACAUCGUGCGCGAUGCCGUCCGCCGCGCCCUCGCCCGCAACCCCGGCUUUGCCCCGGGCCUCAUCCGCAUGCACUUCCACGACUGCUUCGUCAGGGGUUGUGACGGCUCGGUGUUGAUCAACUCGACUCCGGGGAACACGGCGGAGAAGGACUCUGUGGCCAACAACCCGAGCAUGCGUGGCUUCGAGGUCAUCGACGACGCCAAGGCCGCCCUGGAGGCCGCCUGCCCGCGCACCGUCUCCUGCGCCGACGUGCUCACCUUUGCGGCGCGUGACAGUGCCUCCCUUGCCGGCGGCAUCAACUACAAGGUCCCAGCUGGCCGACGCGACGGCCGCGUGUCCCUCUCGGAUGAGGUGCUCAACAACAACGUCCCCGGCCCUUCAGACGACGUCGCCGAGCUCAUCGCCAGCUUCCGCCGUAAAGGCCUCUCCGCCGAUGACAUGGUCACGCUCUCCGGCGCGCACACCAUAGGCCGAUCCCACUGCUCCUCCUUCACGCAGCGCAUCCACAACUUCACCGGCAAGGUAGGCACGACCGACCCGUCCAUCGACUCGUACUACGCGGCGGACCUGAAGCGGCAGUGCCCGAUAUCAACGGACAACACUAACGACCCUACCGUCGUGCCGCUGGAUGUGGUCACGCCGAGAGAGUUCGACAACCAGUACUACAAGAACGUGCUGGCCCACAAGGUGCCGCUCAUCUCCGACCAGACGUUGCUCACCAGCAAAAAGACUGCCGGAAUCGUCGCGUUUCACGCUGCAGUGGAGAGGGCGUGGAAGGCCAAGUUCGCCGCCGCCAUGGUCAAGAUGGGCACCGUCCACGUCCUCACCGGCGACGAAGGAGAGAUCAGGGAGAAGUGCUUCGUUAUCAACCACCACUAGCUAAUUCACCGCUACAAGUCCAUUCAGAUGCAUACUAGCUGUCAAUAUAUACCCUGAAAGUAAAUCCGUCGAUGAGCUA
Molecule: messenger RNA, 1222 nt
Organism: Lolium rigidum
Lineage: Eukaryota; Viridiplantae; Streptophyta; Magnoliopsida; Poales; Poaceae
Product: peroxidase 5-like
Exons: 5
Coding region: 1-1143 (380 amino acids)
Biological process (GO): response to oxidative stress; hydrogen peroxide catabolic process
Cellular component (GO): plant-type cell wall; plasmodesma
Molecular function (GO): peroxidase activity; heme binding
Source: RefSeq, a predicted model, not a curated record